AUGAGAGUACGUCUCGUGAAUUGGUUGAAAAAUGCGAAACAAAAUAAGUGGCCAUCUCAUAAUCUCGCCGAAAACACGAUGAAUCAUAGCAAGCAACACGAAAAUAGAUCGUCAUCUUUCCAAAGUUUCCAAUCUUCGUUAGAUUAUACGAUACCUCAACCUCGUCCAUCCUACGCAUCAUAUAGUCGUCGAUCAUUAUCAACAAAAAAAGAGAAUGAUAAUCCGUACGAGAUCAGGACGUACCUCCCAGAUCUUUUGAGAUCGUUUGGGAAGUUUGAACAUGGUUUAAAAGAUGUGCUGGAUAAUAACAAGAGGUGGGCCGACAAUAGUCAAUUAAAGGAAAUGAAAUUUUUCGACAAAUUGGAGAAUGAACCAAAGUUGUAUUGGAUUGGUUGUUCGGAUUCAAGAGUGCCGCCAGAAAUAAUUUCCCAAUUGGGUUUUGGACAGCUAUUUGUGCACCGUAAUAUUGCGAAUCAAUUUGACACCAAUGACACGAAUAGCAUGUCGGUACUAGAAUUUACCGUGAAUCAUCUUAAGGUCGAACACAUCGUGGUCUGCGGUCACACAAAGUGUGCGGGAGUCAAAAACGCUUGUAAUAAUCAUCUCGAAAAGAACUUGAUCGCCUGGCUGUCGGACAUCCGUAAGAUCAAAGAUGUACAUCCCGAACUAUUUCCCGAUCAGGAAACCAUGUCGCACAUGAGCAAUGAUGAGUUAGACCGAAUUCACAAGACCUUGGUUGGAGUUAACGUGAAGAACCAGGUGAAAAAGAUUUCAGAAAGUGAGGUGGUCAAAAAGGCGUGGGAGGACGAGGAGAGGAAAUUGGCGAUUCAUGGAUGGGUGUUUAACAUGGAAAAUGGUCAUUUGGAGGACCUGGGCGUUACCGUCGGAAGACAGUGA
Molecule: messenger RNA, 897 nt
Organism: Acaulospora morrowiae
Lineage: Eukaryota; Fungi; Glomeromycota; Glomeromycetes; Diversisporales; Acaulosporaceae
Source: the annotation of a GenBank genome assembly